AAACAUAAAUUGUUACAAAUUAUUUUUACUGGAUCGGACACGAUCCUUUGGAUUAUCCCCAAUGGAACCAAAUUUUAUUUAGAACUAACGCAUUACUUUUUUAUAUUUUGGAUACAAAAAUUAAGUGCAUUAGGGGGUCAAAGGAUGAUUAAAUGAGCUGCCUUCCGGAAGGACUAUUGGCCAUAACCAGGACUUUCAAUUAAAAAACAGAAAAUGAGUCGCAUGCUAAUUAAGCCCGCCGCUGCCACAAUGUCUGUGGCUUUGCAACAGCAGCAGCGGCAGCAGCAACAACACGUCAUUCGCCGCUGGAAAUCGUUCCUCAGCAGCAACAACAGCAACAAUGGAAAUCGCCGCGCGGCGAAAACAACGCUGGCAGCAGCGACGACGACGACGGCGACGAACAGAAGCAGCGGCAGUCAAAGCAGCAACGCCACCAUUCAACCGUUAGACGUCCAUCGCUCAUUCUCCACCAGCAACAGAAUGCCGUCGUCCGACAAGUCGCUGUCCUUGGACAACAUCAACCCCAACUUCAUUGCCAUGGAGUAUGCGGUGCGUGGUCCGCUGGUGAUUCGUGCCGGUGAAAUCGAAAAGGAACUGGAAAAGGGCGUGAAGAAGCCGUUCGACCAGGUGAUCCGUGCCAACAUCGGUGAUUGCCAUGCCAUGGGCCAAGAGCCCGUGACGUUCCUGCGACAGCUGAUGGCUCUAACUUUUGAGAAGCGUCUGCUGGACUCACCCGAGUAUCCCGAUGAUGUGAAGCAGCGUGCCUGUGCCAUCUUGGAUGGCUGCCAGGGACAAUCGGUGGGUUCCUAUACCGAUUCCGCUGGCCUCGAAGUGGUACGUCGCCAGGUGACCAAAUAUAUUGAGAAGCGCGAUGGCGGUAUUCCCUCCGAUUGGCAGAACAUCUACCUCACUGCGGGCGCCUCUCCCGGCAUCAAGACCAUUCUGGCCAUGAUCAACUCCGAGGUAUGUGGCAAGCCACCUGGCGUGAUGGUGCCCAUUCCCCAGUACCCACUGUACUCGGCCACCAUUUCGGAAUACGGCAUGACCAAGGUGGAUUACUACCUGGAGGAGGAGACCGGCUGGAGUUUGAGCAAGGCUGAGCUGCAGCGUUCCUUUGACGAGGCUAAGAAGACGUGUAAUCCCCGAGCUCUGGUCGUUAUCAAUCCGGGCAAUCCCACUGGUCAGGUGCUCACCCGCGAGAACAUCGAGGAGAUCAUUAAGUUUGCUCACGAGAACCAAGUGCUAAUUCUCGCCGAUGAGGUGUACCAGGACAAUGUGUACGACAAGGACUCCAAGUUCUGGUCCUUCAAGAAGGUGGCCUACGAAAUGGGUGAGCCGUAUCGUAGCCAGGAGCUGGUCAGCUUCCUGUCCACCUCAAAGGGCUACCUAGGAGAGUGCGGCAUUCGUGGCGGAUAUAUGGAGGUGCUCAAUCUGGAUCCCAAGGUAAAGGCCAUGCUAACCAAGUCGAUUACGGCGGCACUGUGCAGCACCACCGCUGGCCAGGUGGCGGUCAGUGCGCUGGUCAACCCACCGACACCCGGUGAACCCUCCUACGAUCUGUACAAGAAGGAGCGUGAUGGCAUUCUGGCUGCACUCAAGGAGCGAGCUGAGCUCGUCCACAAGGCACUGAACAGCUUCGAGGGAUACAGGGUAAAUCCGGUGCAGGGUGCUAUGUAUGUAUUCCAGAUUGAGAUCCCGCCCAAGGCCAUCGAGGCGGCCAAGGCCAAGGGCAUGGCACCCGAUGUUUUCUACGCAUUUGAGUUGCUCGAAACGAGCGGCAUCUGCAUUGUUCCUGGCAGCGGAUUUGGCCAGAAGCCCGGCACCUAUCAUUUCCGCAGCACAAUCCUGCCGCAAACGGACAAGCUGAAGCUGAUGAUGGAGAAGUUCCGUGUGUUCCACACCGAGUUCAUGAAGAAGUACAAGUAGACGAUGGUUCCUCGAUCCACUAACCUGUCUCGCAUCCCUCUUCCGGCCCCCGCCCUACCGUUUUAGCUUUUAAAAAUAAAACAAUAUUUUAUUCGUUGUUUUUUUUUUUUUUAAUCUGUUAUUGUCUCUUAACUGAUAAAUAUUUUGCCAUACUGUGA
This is a messenger RNA of Drosophila serrata, 2084 nucleotides long. RefSeq names its product alanine aminotransferase 1. Lineage: Eukaryota; Metazoa; Arthropoda; Insecta; Diptera; Drosophilidae. Gene Ontology annotation, molecular function: pyridoxal phosphate binding; transaminase activity. Gene Ontology annotation, biological process: biosynthetic process. The record is from RefSeq and is a predicted model, not a curated record.